AGGAUACCAGACCACCGGCCCAGGCCAGGUCGUACCCAUCAUACCAGAAUCGCAUCGCGAGGCCCAAGAUAGACAAACCAGAAGUGAGUUGAGAACUCGAAAUGGACUUUGCGCCGUACCAGUCCUCCCCACCAGAGCACACCCGCUCGCCAACGCACAGCACCAGCGCCUCCCCGCGCACCUCGCUCGACAACAACCGCCGCGGCGGCGGCGGCGCCUAUUCCCCCACCACAGGCCUCCACUACCAACACCGCCAAUCCCAAUUCUCCCCGCCCCCGCUCCAGCACCCGCAGCCGCAGCGCGCCUGGUCCGGCGAAGGCGUAGGGCGGUACCAGCAGAGCCCGCUGACACACCCUGCUGUUGUCGCUGGUGUAGGGAAUGGGAUAACAGCAAGUCAUGGUGAUAGUAGGGCCGGUGCGGGAUGGACAGGCGGAGGAAUAGGAGGGGGAAUGGGGGACUACUUCAGCGCGCUGGGCACGCGCGAGGGCAUCGUGAGCGAGUUCGAUACCAGCCUCGGACUGCGGCUCGACUACGAGGCGUGUCUGGCGUACUUGGCGGUGCCGCCCCUGGGGGGUAUCUUGUUGCUCAUUCUGGAGAGGAAGAGUGAUUAUGUGAGGUUUCAUGCCUGGCAGUCGAGUUUGCUGUUUACGGCGCUAUUUGUGGUCCAUCUGCUUUUCUCGUGGUCGACGUUUCUGAGUUGGGUGUUGUUCCUGGGAGAGUUGGUGUUGAUAGCGUGGUUGGUGCUGAAUGCGUAUCGAGAUGCGGAUACAUUAGACAGGUACGAGGUGCCGAUCGUUGGGCGCAUAGCAAGCAGGAUUUUGGACGACGAGUGACGAUGAUGCGAAGGAAGCGCGUUUACUUGGAGAGGAGCAUGCUAGGAGCGGCUACUUUGAUUCGCGCCGCUAUAGUUGUGCCCUACCUUCAAUGUUUUAUAUGCUCGUCACUUACUGUAUGCCUGUCUUUGGUCGUCUGCCGUUGAGAGCAUUGUGCAGCGUUAUCUGAUCAUGGCGCGAGCAAAAGACUCAACUUCAUUUCAAGUAAAAAUGAUAUCUGGACCUCAACCUCGGGUAAUGCAUCAGCCUGAACCUGUAGCAACUUCAGAUUAUCGUGUCUCUCGG
Messenger RNA from Parathielavia appendiculata, 1118 nucleotides. RefSeq lists its product as uncharacterized. The transcript has 3 exons. Bases 102 to 833 code for a protein of 243 amino acids. The record is from RefSeq and is a predicted model, not a curated record. NCBI's taxonomy places the organism in Eukaryota, Fungi, Ascomycota, Sordariomycetes, Sordariales, Chaetomiaceae.